Morchella importuna is the source of this 2433-nucleotide messenger RNA. RefSeq lists its product as uncharacterized. Bases 1 to 2433 code for a protein of 810 amino acids. NCBI's taxonomy places the organism in Eukaryota, Fungi, Ascomycota, Pezizomycetes, Pezizales, Morchellaceae. Gene Ontology annotation, cellular component: Cul3-RING ubiquitin ligase complex. The transcript is spliced from 6 exons. The record is from RefSeq and is a predicted model, not a curated record. Gene Ontology annotation, molecular function: ubiquitin protein ligase binding. Gene Ontology annotation, biological process: protein ubiquitination; ubiquitin-dependent protein catabolic process.
AUGAACCGCACCCGUGGCAAGAUUCGGCCUCCUCGAAGAGGCCUCGCGACUGAUCCUGUUGACUUCGACGAAUACUGGGACACCCUCGCCCAAUCGCUGCGCGAGAUCCACGCCAAAAACGCCUCCCGAUUAUCGUUUGAAGAACUCUACCGCAACGCCUACAAACUAGUUCUCAAGAAGCACGGCGAGAAGCUGUACGCGAAUGUUAAACAGCUAGUAGUCGAACACCUCAAGGUUGUCGCAGUACGGGAUGUACGGCCACUGGUGCCUAGCGCCAUUGUCACAGGUGGCGCGGCGUUCGGGACGGCAAGCAGUGUGGAAAAGAGGAUUGGGGGGGAUAAGUUUUUGGAUCGGCUGAAGGUGGUGUGGGAAGACCACCAGCUGUGUAUGGGCAUGAUGAAGGAUGUGUUGAUGUAUAUGGAUCGUGUGUUUUGUGCCGAUCAUAAAAUACCAUCUAUAUAUGUCACCUGUAUGGGACUGUUCCGGGACCAUAUCUUAAGGAACCCACAGUAUAACAUUGGGAAAGCAUUAAAUACGGUGAUCCUUGACCAGAUCAAGAUGGAGAGGGAGGGUGAUAUCAUCAACCAUGCUACCAUCAGGUCUUGCGUCUAUAUGCUGGAAGCUCUCUAUGAAAACGAAGACGAGAAUGAAAAUGAGAAGAUCUAUCUAACCAGCUUUGAGGGCGAGUUCCUUGCAGCAUCCGGCGAAUUCUACAAACAAGAAGGCGUCCGGCUCCUCCGAGAAUGUGAUGCCGCAACUUAUCUCCGAAAAACGGAUAAGCGCCUAUCUGAGGAGUAUUCCCGUUCCCAUGACACCCUUUCCACACUAUCUGAGCCCAAGAUUCGCGCGGUGGUGGAGCGGGAAUUGAUCACAAAUAAUAUCAAGGAGGUAAUGGAUAUGGAUACCGGCCUACGGUUUAUGCUCGAUAACGAUCGCUUUGAAGAUUUAAAGCUCGUUUAUAAACUUGUUGCCAGGGUAGAUCCAGAGAAGCAGGCGCUCAAGAAUAUGAUGUGUAAGAGGCUAGUAGAGCUGGGAAGAGAGAUCAAUAAGAAUGCCAAUCCCUCUACUGCUCUAGCGGUGGCACCGGCAGCAGUACCGGCGGAGAAUGGCGACUCGGCAAAGAACUCUGGUGCUGCUGCUGCGAACGAGGACAAGGCUGCAAACAACCUCACAGUGAUUGCUAUCCGCUGGGUCGACGAGGUUAUCGCAUUAAAGGAUAAAUAUGAGAAGGUAUGGACCAGAUCAUUUGAUGAGGACAAGGGAAUUCAAGCGUCAAUGACUGGCGCAUUCCGGGAGUUCAUAAAUCUAUUCCAAAGGUCUCCGGAGUAUAUGUCGCUCUUCAUAGAUGAUAAUCUGCGGAAGGGCCUGAAGGGCAAGUCGGAAGCAGAGGUAGACGCGGUACUGGACAAGGCAAUUACCCUCUUCCGGUACAUCAACGAUAAGGAUGUUUUCGAGAGGUACUACAAGAAACAUCUGAGUCGUCGCCUCCUCAUGAACCGAUCUGUCUCCCAAGAUGCCGAAAAGCAGAUGAUUGGGAAACUGAAGAUGGAGGUUGGAGUGGCCUUUACGAACAAAUUGGAAGGAAUGUUUAAGGAUAUGAACAUCUCUGACGAGAUGACCUCAGAGUUCAAGAAGAUGCUCCAAAACAAGGAGGGCAGCGAUGAGGGCAAGAAAAUUGAUCUGACGGUCAAUGUUUUGACAUCGACUUUCUGGCCGAUGACGAGUAUGGGCGCGGAUGGCAUGCAGACUUGCUCGUUCCCCAAGGAGCUAGAAGCGCUGAAGGAUAGCUUCACAACGUACUAUUUGGGGCGGCAUAGCGGGAGGAAAUUGAGCUGGCAGGCGAAUAUGGGAAACGCAGACCUGAAAACGUCGUUCAAAGGUGUGAAGAAAGAGCUGAACGUCUCUACAUAUGCCAUGGUGGUAUUAUUGGCCUUCAACAACAUCCCUGCUGGGGAGUCGAUAUCCUUCGAGGACCUAACAACCAUCACGUCGAUUCCCCAAGCCGAGCUGAUCCGGACCCUUCAAUCCCUUGCUGUCGUCCCCAAAACGCGUAUUUUACGCAAAAACCCGGCUACAAAAGACGUCCGCCCUACCGAUACCUUCGCAAUCAACGAGUUAUUUACAUCUAAAUUCACUCGGAUAAAGGUCGGGAUGGUAUCCGCCAACCGGGCAGAAACGGAGAAGGAGCGAAAAGAUACCAGCGAGAAGGUCGACGAGACGCGGGCGCACCAGAUUGAGGCAGCCGUGGUAAGGAUCAUGAAGCAGCGGAAGGUAUUGAGCCAUGCCGAGCUCGUCAGCGAGGUUAUCAGUCAGUUGAAGGGGCGGUUUAAUCCCGAUGUGGCCAUGAUUAAGAAGAGGAUUGAAAGUCUGAUGGAGCGGGAGUAUCUGGCGAGAAUUGACGGCGAGAGGCAUACUUACAAGUAUUUGGCUUAA